UGAGGACAAGCGAUAUCGCCUUUUACCACUUCCUUCCAACUCAUCGCGCCAACCGCUCUCCUACGCCACGCCUCCCUCUCGCUCGCCGCCUAUCUCCCCUCUCCCACGCCCGCCUAUUUCUACCCCCCACCGCAAUCCUCUCCUCGGCCCCCAACAGCGGGGCGGACCGCGCCGUGCCAUGGAGGCCUUCUUCGACUCCUGGCUCGCCCGCCUCGACCACCUCCGCUCCGACCUCCUCCAUGCCUUCACCCACCGGCCCGACAGGAUACCCCAUGCCGUCGACGCCGUGCUCUCUCACUACCGCGACUACCGCGACGCCAAGGCCCGACUCGCCGACUCCGACGUCCUCCGCGCCCUCACCCACCCCUGGCUCACCCCCUUCGAGCGCAUCUUCCUCUGGGUCGCCGGCUGGAAGCCCUCCAUCGCCUUCCGCCUCCUGCUCGGACACCGCUUCCUCUCCCCGGACCAGCACGCCGCCUUCGAGGUCCUCCGCCGGGAGGUCCAGCUGGAGGAGCACCGGAUCUCCGAGGACAUGGCCAGCGCGCAGGAAGCCAUGGCCGGCCACAUGGUGCUCGAGGCGGUGAGAGCCGACCUGUACGCCAACGGGAGCGCCUGGGCGGCGGCCGCUGACGAAGUGUCUCGGGCGCUGCGGACGGUAAUCGACGCCGCAGAGGAGCUGCGGGAAGCCACCCUGCGCUGGCUGGUGGAGACCCUGACGGCGGCACAGAUGGCGGAGUUUCUCGCCGCCGCGGUAGAACUCAGGAUCCGCGUGCGGCGAUGGGGCUUGCGACGCAAUGGCGGCCAGUCCAACUGAGAUAUCCUGCGAUCGCUGGUGAUCUCGUAGCAGCUGGAAGCUCCCCUCCCGCUGUGUAGUUAAUAAGAUAAUUGUGUCCCGAUAUCCUUCAAAGUAGAGAGUUUAAUAAAGAGCAAUUGAACGAGCUAUAAUCACAAG
Zingiber officinale is the source of this 952-nucleotide messenger RNA. Its product is annotated as protein DOG1-like 4. Gene Ontology annotation, molecular function: sequence-specific DNA binding. NCBI's taxonomy places the organism in Eukaryota, Viridiplantae, Streptophyta, Magnoliopsida, Zingiberales, Zingiberaceae. The record is from RefSeq and is a predicted model, not a curated record. Gene Ontology annotation, biological process: DNA-templated transcription. Bases 179 to 814 code for a protein of 211 amino acids. The transcript has a single exon.